AUGGGGUGUGCCCGCGGCUUCUGUGUGCCGCAGAGUGUUUUUAUUUUCAUCAACAUCGCUUUUGCUAUGUACAGCGGCGCCUUGCUAUCGACAGCAGCACGACUGGCGUGGGAUCCCAGCACGUACACGUGGUUUCGCUUUCUGUGCGUCGCGCAGUACCAUGCGUCGCUGGCCUAUGUGCUAGCGGCCGGCCUUUGGCUCGCCGCGUUGGUGUACCUUGCAGCAGCUAUCGCCCAUCGACCCAAUGUUGCUGCUUUGCAUACUUAUGCUGCAGGAAUGUUAGCGCUGGCACUCAGUGAGGUGGUGUAUGGUGUGUGGAUGGUAGUCUCGCUGAUGGAGUGGUGGAAGUCAGCUCCGGAAGCUGAACUUGCCCGAAAGGGUCUCGACCUUAUCCACGACGUUAAGCCUGCGCUGCUGGCUGUAGAGAGAUAUAAGGAUGUCACGAUGCCCAUUUACGAGAUGAUGGAGGAGGUAGAACAGCGAGCGCCAAAUAACAUAUUUGUUGUCAUCGUGUUCGCUCUUCUCGCUAUUGUACUCCAGAUAGUAGCCGUGGUGGUGGCACGACGGCUGGCGAGCGGCGUCAGGACUACAGCUGUCGAAGCAAGAACGGGAAAGGGCGAGGGUAACAGUAGUGCGAGUGAAGAGGACAGCGACAGUGAGGCGCUUGAAAAAACUGCGCCCGCCCAAACCCCACCGCCCGGCUGGCACAAGUCUGCUAACCUUCGCAUGAAGAGGAUGAGUCGACCACUUGUAAAAGUGGGACUCGUCCUAAAGGGGAGUCGCGUGUGGAGGCCGGUGGUAACCCAGGGUCGAGGCAGCGCUGGCGUCGCGGCCGCGGCCGAGGGCACAUUCGAGCUGGUAACGUCCGAGGGGCUGUGCCAUUGGCUGGUGGAACGCGAGACGCGCGCUGGGACGCUGUGCACGCACAGUUUACCGCGACGCGAGCACGACCGUCUGCGCCUGCAGCCUUACUCAUCCUCCACACUGACCUAUAGAGGCUAA
Molecule: messenger RNA, 1002 nt
Organism: Leptosia nina
Lineage: Eukaryota; Metazoa; Arthropoda; Insecta; Lepidoptera; Pieridae
Source: the annotation of a GenBank genome assembly